AUGGCUGCGGGUUCCAGGCUCCUCUGGUUGCUGGGCCUGGCUCUGUGUGUGCUGGGCGGCGGCCACCUCCCGCGUCCCCCGCACGUCUUUCCCCAGCGUCGACUGGGAGUACGCGAGCCCCGCGACAUGCAGCGUGAGAUCCGGGAGGUGCUGGGGCUGCCGGGGCGGCCCCGAUCCCGAGCACCUCUCGCGGCUGCCCAGCAGCCAGCGUCUGCACCCCUCUUUAUGUUGGACCUGUACCAUGCCAUGACGGAUGACAGCGGCGGCAGGGCCCCGCAGCCUCACCUGGACAGCGCUGACCUGAUUAUGAGCUUUGUCAACAUAGUGGAGCGUGAUCGUUCCCUGGGCUACCAGGAGCCACACUGGAAGGAAUUCCACUUUGACCUAACCCAGAUCCCUGCUGGGGAGGCUGUCACAGCUGCUGAGUUCCGGAUAUACAAAGAGCCCAGCACCCAUCCACUCAACACAACCCUGCACAUCAGCAUGUUCGAGGUGGUCCAGGAGCUCUCCAACAGGGAGUCUGACUUGUUCUUUUUGGAUCUUCAGACGCUCCGGUCUGGGGACGAGGGCUGGCUGGUGCUGGACAUCACAGCAGCCAGUGACCGAUGGCUGCUGAACCAUAAUAAGGACCUGGGACUCCGCCUCUAUGUGGAAACCGAGGAUGGGCACAGCAUGGAUCCUGGCCUGGCUGGCCUGCUUGGACAACAAGCGCCACGCUCCAGACAGCCUUUCAUGGUUGGUUUCUUCAGGGCCAGCCGAAGUCCUGUGCGGGCCCCUCGAACAGCAAGACUACUGAAGAAGAAGCAGCUAAAUCAAAUCAACCAGCUGCCACACUCCAACAAACACCCAGGAAUCUUUGAUGACAGCCACGGUUCCCGUAGCAGAGAGGUUUGCCGCAGGCAUGAGCUCUAUGUCAGCUUCCGUGACCUCGGCUGGCUGGACUCUGUCAUUGCCCCCCAGGGCUACUCAGCCUAUUACUGUGGCGGGGAGUGCAUCUACCCACUAAACUACUGCUUGAACACCACCAACCAUGCCACUAUGCAGGCCCUGGUACAUCUGAUGAAGCCAGAUAUCGUCCCCAAGGUGUGCUGUGUGCCCACUGAGCUGAGUGCCAUUUCUAUGCUCUACUAUGAUAAGAACAGUAAUGUCAUCCUGCGUAGGAAGCGCAACAUGGUAGUCCAGGCCUGUGGUUGCCACUGA
Messenger RNA from Arvicanthis niloticus (Nile rat), 1200 nucleotides. RefSeq names its product bone morphogenetic protein 8B. Lineage: Eukaryota; Metazoa; Chordata; Mammalia; Rodentia; Muridae. Gene Ontology annotation, molecular function: growth factor activity; cytokine activity. The record is from RefSeq and is a predicted model, not a curated record. Gene Ontology annotation, cellular component: extracellular region.